AGAGUUUUUUUUUUUUUCACUUUUUUGAUUCCCUCUGGAUGUAAGGAAGAGAGAGCGAGAGACGAGAAGGAAAGUUCUCUUGCUUGCGUCUCUAUUCCAGUGAACAGGAGAAAGACGAAGGCGAGCGUGUGCGUUCUAUACGGUCUAGAGAGCGAGGAAGGGUAGACGGACAUCUUGUGUGUGUUUUCUUCUAUUCUUGAGUUUCAAUCGAGUGGAGGAAAGAGCGGGCUGCCUGAAACAAGAGAUAAUCGAGUGAGGGCUGGGGGCUUCUUCCCUUACAUUUUCGUUCGAUCGUCUUUGUCUGAAGGAAGAAACGAGAGACCGAUCGAGAGAAAGGCUUUGAGAGAGAUAGAAUAGUGAGAGGGUUGCUCCCUUCUGCAGAUUUGUUUUUGCAUCCGCCAAGAGUGAUGCUGACAGAGCAAGGGAAGCGGGAACCUAGGUUGGUUCGGUCGUCCAUCCCUAGCUAACAAUAAAUGAGAGAGCAAGUUUAGAGCAUUUUUCUCUCUACCUUCAAGUGCUUUUAUUUUGCUGGAAUCGCGGUUGCUGUCAUAUCUUCCUAGAGCGGACUUCAUUUUCAAAAUUUCAUUGAGAGGCUAAUGAUACUGAAGAUGAGAUGGCUUCUCCUUGGAAACUUUCUGGAAUGCAAAGGCAGGUCUUGGCUUUAUACCGUUGUUUUCUUCGGGCAGCCCGAGUGAAGAAUCUUGAAGACCACCAAAGAAUCGUGUCUGUUGUCUCCGCAGAGUUCCAUAAUAAUGCCAAUAAUGUUGAUCGCAAAAACUUUCAGUACAUUGAAUAUCUUUUGCGGCGUGGGAAGAGACAGCUUGAGCAACUCAAGAAUUCCACCACCCUUUCACUUUCAACAAUUAAUCUCAAUUCUUCUGGUUCGAAAACAAUCACUGAAGACAAGAAGCUCGCUUCAACGUAUCAUUAAGUUUGUUAAUGACUUACUAAAUCCUGCUGGUCAGAACUUGAGAAUUAGGGAAGGCCUUCAGGUUUGAGUCUUUCUCUUUUCAAACAUGUAUUUGAUAGAAGUAUGAAUUGUAUCAAACUUGUGGGGGUUUGGAGCAAAAGAGUGAAGUGGACUAGAAGGAUGUACUUGCCAAAGGUGAAGCCCAAUGUCCAUUCAAAAGUCAAGAGCCUGAAGAACCCCCCACAAGUAGAGUCUGUAAUUUGACUGGGUUGUAUAAUGACAGGCAACUCAGCUGUCAAAUCUGGUUGUAAUAAUGUGGACUCUAUUUACAUUCCUUGCAUUUGAUAUAUAUACAAGCAUAUUUUGAAUGUUUACUUGAUUGUGCAAUAAAAAAGCAUGUCUUUUCUUUAAGUUUCUUCUCUUGUUCAUUUGGGUAUGGCCUGGACUGUGAUGCGGUAGGCUCUUUGGACAAAAAUAAGAUUUCUACUCAUUAAAAUGUAAUCAAUCUAAAAAUUGACUUAGGCUCCACGAUUUUCUAAACAAAAAGAAACUUGCAUGACUCCCUUCAAGGAGCUAAGUUUUCAAAAUAAAAACAAUCAUGCAUAGCUCAAAGCAUGUUGCAUAUAGAAAGCCCUCACUUAAGGACUAGAUAACAAAAAAAAUCUUUCUUUCGUGAGUCAGCAUUAUGCAUACCCACAUGUAUGGGCAUUUUGGCCUCAAAGCCAAGCUAUAAGUCCUACCUUCUAAAUAAAAAUAAUCCUACCACUCUUCAUUUGCAUUGAGACUGGAUAUCAUGAUUUUAAAAGCGAGUAGGAGGGUUUAGCUGGUAGUCCCUUCUAGGCGGGACAGUAAAUCCAGAGGUCGGGCAGGCUAUUCAUCUUGUGAGGUGUAGUUUGUAAGCCCCUUUGCACUCGUUAGAUUUAGGUUCGAGGCACUACCUAUCGGUAGUCCUCACCUUAGUCUUAGGGUCUGAGGCACGGGUUGAUUCCAAAUCACCCUAUAAGCCCUCACCUUUCGGGCAAUUCCUACAACAUGUGCUGUUGGAAUGUAAGCCCCAACUUUCUAAUAAACUGAUCAAACUUAAACAAAAAUUAGAGUUCAAAAAUAUAAAACGUAACAUAGGAUAGUUUGGGCACCUCUGAGUUUCCUCUCAGAAUCAAAUGCCCAUACUUUACCUCCUUUGACUUUCAUUCCCAAAAUCUAAUCCUUAGUUGAUCAACUUCUCCUUGAAAUUCCUAAAAGGCCAAAAUCCUUUUGCUAGGACUUUCAUGGAUUUAAAAAAAAAAAAAACUUUAGUCAAUGUCUAAAAUGACUUGCAAAAGAAAGAAAAACCACUAGU
This is a messenger RNA of Dendrobium catenatum, 2249 nucleotides long. RefSeq names its product succinate dehydrogenase assembly factor 1, mitochondrial. The transcript is spliced from 5 exons. The record is from RefSeq and is a predicted model, not a curated record. Gene Ontology annotation, biological process: mitochondrial respiratory chain complex II assembly. Lineage: Eukaryota; Viridiplantae; Streptophyta; Magnoliopsida; Asparagales; Orchidaceae. The coding region runs from base 753 to 998 and encodes 81 amino acids. Gene Ontology annotation, cellular component: mitochondrion.